Molecule: messenger RNA, 2104 nt
Organism: Notothenia coriiceps (black rockcod)
Lineage: Eukaryota; Metazoa; Chordata; Actinopteri; Perciformes; Nototheniidae
Product: SET-binding protein-like
Exons: 3
Biological process (GO): regulation of DNA-templated transcription
Cellular component (GO): nucleoplasm
Molecular function (GO): histone H3K4 methyltransferase activity
Source: RefSeq, a predicted model, not a curated record
UCACAAUGUCGCUUGGGGCCCCAAUGUGGCCAGGGGCGGCCCUGGGUUUAUCUGUUAAUCUGUUUUGGGAUGUUGCUCAUGUAUGUUAGGCAUGCUAUUCUACUGUGUCUCUCUUCAUAAACCAUUGCAUUUUGUGUAGGUGUUUGUAAGUUGUUGUAUUUUGUAUUUGGUGCUGCUAUCUAGGCCAGAACACUUUUGUAACAGAAACUUGUAUCUGAUGUUAAGUGAGGCCCUUACAAAAAAAAUUAAAACAGUUACAAUUUAAUAACAUAUUUCUGGAUGUCUAGGAUUUUACAGGAAUAUGGAUGUUCAAAUACAGUUAUCUGACAUAUCUGAUCAAUGUUGAAGUAACAUGGCUUAGAGACUGGCGUUAACCAGACUGAAAGUAAGGCACAUUAAUAUUUCGUUUUUGUUGUUUCCUACAACCUUUGGACAAAUAUUUCAUAUAGUUGCACUUAGAUAAAGCCAAUUAAUGUUAAAAUAAAGAUUUCAGAGUCACAUUUAAACAUUUAGGCAUUCAUCUGAACCUGUUAAAAUAGGUGCAAACCAUCCCUGUAUCCAUACAACAGUGACAGUAAGAACAGCAGAUCUUCAGCAGCGUUCACCCUGUGCACUACAGUCCCACAGGAAAAGGCCAUGGGAAUCAGGGGAAGGUUGUAGAGGGAAUUGGGAAACGCGCGUGUGCUGCCAGGUGGAGGCGGUGUCGCUCCUCCUCUCCCCUGCUCUGCUCUGCUCGGUCAGAGAGCUUUCAGUCUGCUGGGUGAGAUCAUUACCAGACACCAGGCUCCGGGACCUGACAUUCGCCGAUCGGAAAAGCAGAGAGAGGGAGAGACAGAAAACCCUGAUCCGAUGCAACCGGCGAGGGAAAGCGAGUUCAACUACCGCCUCGGCGCCUCAGUCUCUGGUACUAGCGGCUGAUUACGCGGUCUUGUGGCUGACAUUUUCCCGCUGGAUUUGGGCUUGUAGUCGGAUGCGGGCUUGUUUUGACUGCAGUAAUAGUCCUGCUCGCCCCCCUCCUCCCCUACCGACCGAGUAGCGGAUUUGCGAGGGAUCUCUGUGCAGCUCCCCGAGUGACCGGCGAUCCUGCACGGCCCGGAGCGUGUCUCUGCACCGCUGCCCAACACACGCGUCUAUCCGCCUCAGAAAGAUCUUAUUUCUGUCAGGAAUUGGACAUAAGCGCCAAGUUUCCGCUUGGAUUUCCCCCCCUCCUGUGCCUACCUUGCUCCUGUCAUCAGAUCGGCUGCAAAUCCUAUUUUCGCUUUUUUUUCCCUUUUCCAAGCACCGUUGACGCCAUUUUCCUCGGGGUUUUCUGUCAAAAAACAUAUAUUCUGGCACCGUUUGACAGCUCCCCGGGAGGCUGUCAUCCCAUCCGUCGCUUGUGUAAAAUGUGUCUAAAUGGAUUGUAAAUGAUCUUGAUAAAAUAUUUACACGAUAGAGUCGAGUGUGUGACAACAUUAGAAAUGGACUGUCCCUGGCUUUGCCGUGUUCCUGUGGGACACCCAACCCAACCCCAGUAGCUGAUUGACAACAACUCACCAGCCCGACAGACUACUGUUCUUAUCUUCCUAUUGGCUGGCUGCCACAGCUUCCCCCAUCCUGACCUGGCUCUGGCGGGAGCGUGGAUGGAGCCAAGGGAUCUGGUUGGCUCGGCCCGACCCAAAGAGGCGGAGUUACAGGGAGGCAGGGUGGGGCCCAAUGAAGCGGCUCGGGAAGGAGCAGGGGGCAUCGGUUUGGCGCGUGGUGAUGAUGUGAUUAAUGGUGCCAUCAGCGAAGGGGAGGGGCUAGAGGAGCAGGUGGAGGCGCUUCUGGAGGAGCAGGAGUUCUCCAUCAAGGAAGCAAGUUUCCAGGAAGGAAGUCUAAAGCUGAAGAUUCAGACCACAAAGCGCACCAAGAAGCCCCCCAAGAACCUUGAGAACUACAUUUGCCCACCGGAGAUCAGGAUGACCAUCAGACCUCCGGUUGGAGAGGGCAAAGGGGGGCGGCAGGGACGGACAGGAAGCGGGGCAGGGCGGGGCCAGAAAGACGACGAGAGAGGACCGCCCAGAAAAAGGCAGAUGGCAGCGUGGGGCAGCAGCAGCGGCAGCAGCAGAGCAGAAGCCAGAGU